This is a messenger RNA of Labrus bergylta (ballan wrasse), 1246 nucleotides long. RefSeq names its product glutaredoxin 5 homolog (S. cerevisiae) (gene glrx5). The record is from RefSeq and is a predicted model, not a curated record. Gene Ontology annotation, cellular component: mitochondrial matrix. NCBI's taxonomy places the organism in Eukaryota, Metazoa, Chordata, Actinopteri, Labriformes, Labridae.
UCAAGUUCCGCCUCUCCUCCGCGAACGUGAAGUGUGUUGACGCACUACAUUUAUUCCGCCUCGUACAGGACCGGCUGGUCACUUUCUACCACAUUUCUCCUCCUCGUUCAACGGUAACACAUACCAAAGACUAUGAAUAGUUUAAUUAAAAUCACUGCGAGGUGUCUGCGGUCAGGGGCACCAGCCUAUCUGCCAAGACCAGCCGACGGACGCGCUUGGUCGGCCCCGGCCCGGUUCCUGUGCGCGGACGUGAAGAAAGACCUUGGUGAGAUGGUGAAGAAGGACAAAGUGGUCGUGUUUAUGAAGGGGACACCGGCUCAACCCAUGUGUGGCUUCAGUAAUGCAGUUGUUCAGAUCCUGAGGAUGCAUGGGGUAGACGAGUAUGCUGCGUACAACGUGCUGGAGGACCAGGACCUCAGACAAGGAGUCAAGGACUUCUCAAACUGGCCCACGAUCCCUCAGGUUUACUUCAACGGAGAGUUUGUGGGCGGCUGUGACAUCCUGCUCCAGAUGCACCAGAAUGGAGACCUGGUGGACGAGUUACAGAAGCUGGGCAUCAGCUCUGCACUGCUUAACGCUGAGAAAGAAUCUAAGUAGAGGAAGAGGAUAAACUCCAAACCACUGACGAGACAGAGGACACACAUGUAUCAGGUUAAAUCCCCCUCCCCACUCAGAUGAUCGCAGAAAAAUCAACUCACAAGGCAGUCAUGGACAAAACGGACUCACCUCCUCCGGCAAAUACGGCACAGCAAGAGUGCAGAUGAAAUUACAAGGAGCAGCAACUGCAUCACGAGUCGUGAACAUCCACGCAUCAUCAUGUUUCAUACAUCAUAACAACACGGAGUGCUUUACAGAGCUCGAGCUGCACUGCUUUACUUCGCAGCAUAUGCACCUGGCCAGCAAGGACUUGAAUCUAGAGGGAAAUAAUGUGUCUGCACAGAGAUCCAAAAUCAUUUUUACCUGACUCAUAUCAAGAUUUCACGUCUUCUUUGUAAAUCUUAAGCAAUAUUAUUUUGCUAUUUGGGGGUCACACUUCCAAGUUGCUAAAAACAGCACUGACAUACCUUUUAAGUUGAUAUCACUAAGUUGUCUAUUCCUAACAACAUUCACAUUUAUUAAAAAUAUUCUGCUUCAGUAAUGUCAGCCUCCACUUGCUGCUAGUUGCUAUCUGUGCUGUCUUCCACUUGGCGCUUUGCUGGUAGUCUACACUGUUUAUCAUCUUCCUUCAGCUGCAAAAAAAAAAAAA